Messenger RNA from Clupea harengus (Atlantic herring), 952 nucleotides. RefSeq names its product protein mono-ADP-ribosyltransferase PARP12-like. The coding region runs from base 31 to 921 and encodes 296 amino acids. The record is from RefSeq and is a predicted model, not a curated record. Gene Ontology annotation, cellular component: nucleus. NCBI's taxonomy places the organism in Eukaryota, Metazoa, Chordata, Actinopteri, Clupeiformes, Clupeidae. The transcript has 7 exons. Gene Ontology annotation, molecular function: NAD+ poly-ADP-ribosyltransferase activity; metal ion binding.
GUGAAGUGUGACCCUGUUUGUUUUGAUACCAUGACCUGCGGGCCCCAUGAGGUGCGACGGCUCUCCACAGCCCCCUCCGUGCUCAUGCCUGACUUCAUCCUCACCACCGAGUGGCUCUGGUACUGGGAAGAUGAGUACGGAGAAUGGGUCCCCUAUUCCUCCAUAAAAGAGAGUCACAGGAUGUCCUCAGUGUCCUCCAGUGAUCUGGAAAAGCGUUACCAGGAAGACAACAAUGCUGUAGUGCUCUUCACAGCUGGUCAAGAGCACUAUGAACUGAGUUUCAAAGAUAUGGAGCAAAAGAAUGUGCACUAUGGCACCCCGAGACAGGUUAGAAGAAGACCUGAGUUCAUCUCAUCGGUUGGUGUCCAAACCGCCAGAACCAGCAAGAGAAGAGGCCCCGUAUCAUCACAACAUGGCAGAGGCGUACCAGGAUACUGGGACAAGUCUGCUGUGCCUGAAACAGGAUACAAGAGAGUAGCUCUGGUAAGUACUGACCGGGACUAUCUGAAGGUCCAGGAGCUGUUCUGCAAGACACUGGGCGGUUUUGACAUCGUCAGUAUUGAGAGGAUCCAGAACAAGGAGCUCUGGGAGGACUUUCAGACGAAACGAGAACGUAUGACGAAAGCCAACAAGGAUAAAAAGUACGUUGCUGGGGAACGUCUGCUCUUCCAUGGCACAGAUUCCAAGUUCAUUGAUGCGAUCUGCUACCAGAACUUUGACUGGAGAAAGUCUGGAGCCAAUGGAACGGUUUAUGGAGAAGGAUGCUACUUUGCCCGGGAUGCCCGCUACUCCAACAGCUACACCUCUGACCACGGGCGUACACUCCAUGUUGUGUGUCCGCGUGCUGGCAGGCAGCUACACCCGAGGGCAGUCUCAAUAUCGCCUGCCACCCUCCAUAGAUGGAGGCCUCCUUCUGUAUGACAGCUGUGUGAAUGAUGUCCGCGACCUUCUA